AUAUUGCAGGCGGUCGCUUUUUUCUGCAUCUGUCUGUGCUUGCUGAAUUUGACAGAGGAAUCGACUUUGUUCUUUGUGAAGAGGCUAAAAUCGAACGAAUAUUUCUGCUUUUCAAUAGAAAAUGGGACGAAGAGUGAACUUUUCGAGGGAAUUUACUGGACUUCCGAAAAGAACGGAGAGACCAAAGCUCUCUCCAGCGACCCUCAGGACGGAGGAUAUUUCCCCAUAGAGUACCGCGGUUACCCGACUACAAACUAUGAAUACAUAAAUCCACCUGUCACUGUAACAAAUUACUCAGACUUUGGUUUCAUCUUGGACCACCGUUGGGAGGAACUGGAUUUUGGAAAUGACCUACUGGGUAAACCCUUUAAAAAAGUCUCCAACCUCAGAAUUUCACUAUUGGCGACAGAUAAAAGCACCUUAACAUUUCCUUCAAAGAAUAGCAAUAAUUACUUUUUGGAAUUAAAUCCCACAUCUUAUAAGAAGUCAAUCACAGUAACCAUGAAUAAGGAUAAUGUAACAUCACUUUUGAAGACUCAGGAAUUCUUUGUUGAUCGGUGGAAUCACAUCGAAAUAAAACUUCCACCUGGGUCAGAAAUACAAGAAAAUUGGACGGUGAAGUUUCAGAGUCAGGAUAAAAAUGCCCGAAUAAAAUAUCAUUUUUACGGACCAAUGCUUCUUUACAAUGGAACAUACAACACACUGAAUGCUAAGGAAAAAUAUCCUGGACAGAAUUGCUGGGUUGCUGAAUUUGCCACUGACAAUUUCAACAGUUACACAUUUACUGAUGGGAAUAUUACAAAUUUUAUCCAAUCGAACUCUGAGGGCAACUGGCGAAACAAAUUCAUUAUGGCCGAGAACACUCAUCAAUUAAGUGAAGAAGGCAGAUUAAACGGUGGAUUUUUUCUUUAUACUUUAAAAAGACUGUGCUUGCCUGAAAAUGGACAAUUGCAAAUGUAUUACCGUCGUGCAGUAAAGACAGAAAGUGACUCGACUCUGACCUGCUCAACAACCACCAAUUCCCAAAGGGUCAACGAACUAAAAGUUGGCACUUUGUACAACACAAAUGAAGUUUUACAAUCUGUCGCUCCCAAACUUCUCCAACCCUUUGCAGAAUUCGAUCUGCAAAUAGAUCAAUGCAACGUGUCAGACGAACAUGACAAAUGCAAAGGUCUUGUUUUGUGUGACCCAAAUGGAUGCUCCUGCUUGCGACCUUACACUGGACCAUCUUGUGAGGAAGAGUGUCAAAGUUUGGGCACUUAUGGCUGCGGAUACAGUUGCGGAUUUUGUGAACGAAGAGAGGAAUGUGACCAUGUUACAAGGAACUGCAAAGGAGAAUGUGUCUUGGGAUACCGAAAACCAAAUUGCAUUGAAAAAUUUCUUCAAUUUCGCGUUAAGCCGGAUAUCUUUGAAAUGAAGAUUUCCGUAAGGAAUGCAUUGGAAAACCUCUCAAAAAAGGAUAUCAUGAGGAUUGAAUAUAUUGAUAUCCAGUUUCAGGUUGAAGGACAAGACCGGUUUGAGAGUUUGCUAAAUAUAACUUAUCUAGAUAUGGAGGCAACAUACGAGCUUCCUGAGCAAAUCCAAUUCAACAAAACUUAUUCUUUCCGAGCUGUAAUCAAAGAGAAGGGAGAGAAUGAAAUGUUCAUAGGACCAAAUUAUCCAGUUCUGCGAUAUUAUUUUGACAACGAGACUUUUCAUACUCAUAAGUACACAAAAAAGGAACCCAUCAGUACUAGACGUGGUCUGAUUUCAGCAAUUACGGUAGUCGCAUCAGUUGUUAUCAUAGUUUCAUCGUUGCUUAGUUGGAUACGAAAAAGGAGAGCACAAGAAAGGAUAAAUUCUAGACCUUAUGCAACAGUUCAAUAUGAUAAUCCUGUAAGAAAUACAGAACAACGCAGGAUAGAGAACUCGAUAAAUACAAUAAAGUCGGAAGAUUAUGAAGAAAUAGCGACCAAACUUGAUGAAAACGUCUACGACGAGCUGACGCCUGUAGCACACAAACUUAUGGAUGCCCAUAAAUUCAGAGAUUACGUUUCGAGUUGUCUUAAGUUUGAUCAAUUUGAAAAGAAUUUCCAGGAGGUAAAAGAAGAAGUGAGGAUUCGCGACUCAGAUUAUCUUGUCCCUCUAUCAACCAUGAUUACAUUAAGAGAAAAUGAGCAGUUUCAAACUGAUGCAUUCUCUUAUGAAGGUUUCUCGGGCAAAAAUAGGUACUUAAUUGCGAAGAGCCCUUCCCAAGAGAAUGUGCAGAACUUUUGGAGACUAGUGGACCAGGAGAACAUUCAAUCAAUUUUAAUAGUCAACGACGUCGAACCAUAUUGGCCAAAAACUCUGAAUGAAGAAGUGGUUUAUGAUGAUAUUGUAUUGGUUUGCAUAGAAAGCCUAGAAUUUUGCAACUACGUGCUAAGAAUUAUAAAAAUUUGCAGUGGCGGGCAAACGCGAUUGGCAAGUUCUUAA
Neocloeon triangulifer is the source of this 2454-nucleotide messenger RNA. RefSeq lists its product as uncharacterized. NCBI's taxonomy places the organism in Eukaryota, Metazoa, Arthropoda, Insecta, Ephemeroptera, Baetidae. The transcript is spliced from 14 exons. The record is from RefSeq and is a predicted model, not a curated record. The coding region runs from base 502 to 2454 and encodes 650 amino acids. Gene Ontology annotation, molecular function: protein tyrosine phosphatase activity. Gene Ontology annotation, biological process: protein dephosphorylation.